AUGGCUGUACGAAAGCAGUCAAAAACUGCUACCGAACAGUCGAGGGAGACCCGCAAGGCCAGAAUGCGAGCCCAGCUUGAAAAUGUCUCUGUUGCAGAUACAGCUGAUAAUAUGGAGUUAGAUGAGCCCGGUGCAGGACGACCGGCUCGUGCAGCAAAAACUGCGGCGCUAACGAGGGCUGAUCGCCCUAUGAAACACAAACGAGUUAGAAAAGAGCCAGCCAACAUGGAAGAACCAACCAGUACAGUACAAGCACCAGCAUCAUUGCCAAAGGCCAAGCGCAAACACGCUAAUAGUGUGGUAGAAGUCCGGAAAGCAUUGAACACGAGCAAAGUUCAACCAUCAGAGGCGCUGCAUCAGCGUGAAGUCAAGAAGGUCAAGUUAACGCCUAAGCUUAGCAGGACUUACCCCGCACCAAAUCCACUUCAAGUCUCCAGUAACAAGCGCGGCAAUCCCAAGGUCAAGGAUGGUACUGCUGAAUCAGAUCUUGGAGACUUUGAUGAAGAUGGCGAAGACCGUGAUGAACAAGAUAGCCUAGUAGAUGCUGAGGAUGAGGACGAAGAAUUUGCAGAUCUCACUGUUGAAAAUUUUGGUGACGAAGGAGUGCAAUGGACCCAGAAGAGUACAACAAACCAAGUCGACGCAGCGCUUGACGACGAGUCAGAGGAUGAUGUUUACUGGCAGCACAAGUCGAAGAUUACCACACGAGAGAAGAAACUCCAGGAUGAGAUGCCACACUUCGCCGAUGACACAGAGCAGAAGCCUCUUACUGUGCUCGCAGUCAAUUCAGGUGCCUCAGAUACUGCGAGCCUCAACGGAACUACCGGUGUGUGGUUGACAGACACGGAUCUACAGGUGACCGUUCGCGGGAAUGUUCCAUUCAUCUCCAUCAAACUACAGUCAGAGAAGGUCUGCAAGGUUGUUCGUGGAAGCUAUGAACGAGGACAACGCAUGUUUGCAUUCGGCCUGGAGGACGAUGUUGAUCUUACCAUUGACAAUGUCUUCGCAAUGACCACUGCAUUCGCAACUCGCGGUACCGAGACACUGGCCUAUGAAGCUCUCGUCGAGUCAGCUGAUCAUGAAGGUUAUACCGGGGACAAUGACAUGGCUGAACGCCUUCUUAGUGACUCGUGGGCUCAGUAUGCCAAGCCGCUCAUAGAUUAUACUACACGCCGCAUUCACCUCUGCCGCAAUCAGUUUAAGAAGGCAGUUGGUGUAGUUGUCACAAGCGUUCUCAAUCUUGCGACAAAUUCUGCAGCUCAGAACUCAUCGCUCUUAGAAGACAUCAACUAUAUCUACCCUUGGUCAGCGAAGAAAAACAAGUACGAAACCUCGAAGCCAUUCCAGGCCGAAGUGAUCAAAGAGGGUGUUCGAGCCGGCUUCUUCGUUGCCAACCAAUACAACGAUCUUGGCAUCAAAUUCUCUUACCUACUUUCGUCUUCACUCUCCACAGCUCCCGAUGAGUUGGAGGUUGUCAACCACAUGAUAGCCAGUGUUGCUACCGCAGUCGAAGCUUGUAUCCUGGACUUUAACGUCGGAAAGACCAGCGAAUUCGUCGGCCCGAGUCACGACAACACGUUCAAAGCACACAUGCUGCUCCUCCUCACUAUGAAACAGAAGAAGCCACUUGAGUAUCACAAGCUAACUCAUGGCAUCUAUCGUGCUGUCGUUGGCAUGCGCAGUAUUGGGUCUGCCCGACUUUCGAAAGAGCAAAUAAUCGCACAGGUUGACUGGGACAACAUGGGUGGCGAGUCCGAUUAG
This is a messenger RNA of Suillus clintonianus, 1761 nucleotides long. RefSeq lists its product as uncharacterized. The coding region runs from base 1 to 1761 and encodes 586 amino acids. The record is from RefSeq and is a predicted model, not a curated record. NCBI's taxonomy places the organism in Eukaryota, Fungi, Basidiomycota, Agaricomycetes, Boletales, Suillaceae. The transcript has 11 exons.